UCACCAAAAUAUGAGCACCCUUGCGCUUGGUAUCCGCCAUUGCUGAACGAUGCUCGCUCUCGCUCGACGGCUCUCUCCUCGCCGGUUUCCCUCCGAUCGCCUCCUCCUCUUCUUCUUCUCCUCAUCUGAAUCCCUAAUCCCCCGUCAAUCCCCUAUCUUCCUCCUCUUCUCUUCCCCCUUCUCCUCUGCCUCUCAAUCGUCGUCGCCGCCGCCGCUCGCCGACCUCCGCGGAGGAUGCAACGCAGAAGAUCAACCGCCGCCAUUGCUCCCUCUCUGCCCCGGCUGCGGCGUCCACAUGCAGUCCACUCACUCCUCCCUCCCCGGCUUCUUCAUUCCCCCGGCCCCCAAAUCCCCUGACUAUCACGCCCCUCUCUCCCUUCUUCCCGGCGCCUCCGACGAGCCCCACCUCUCUCUGUCCCUCAAAUCUGGCGUUCUUUCUCCUAAUCCUAAACCUAGCACCACCCCUGGUCUUGAUUCCAAGCCCUUGGUCUGCUCGCGUUGCCACUCUCUCCGCCAUUACGGCCGUGUGAAGGAUCCCAGCGCUGAGAACCUGCUUCCUGACUUCGAUUUCGAUCGCAUGGUCGCCCCCAAGAUGGCCUCCCCCUCCGGCCCUCGCUCCGUUGUCCUCAUGGUUGUGGACGCUGCCGACUUUGAUGGUUCAUUUCCCCGCAAGGUCGCCCGCUUCGUUUCCUCCUCUAUUGAGAAGCAUUCAAUUGCUUAUAAAGAAGGGAAACCGGCCAAUGUCCCACGCGUCAUCCUCGUUGUUACCAAGAUCGAUCUACUGCCGUCCUCUAUCGCCCCAGACGACUUGGAGCAUUGGGUGAGGAAACAAGCACGAAUUGGUGGCGCUAACAAGCUCAGCGGCGUGCAUUUGGUGAGUUCUGUGAGGGAUUGGGGAGUGAGGAAUUUGGUGGAGCAUGUGAGGGAGCUCGCUGGCUCGAGAGGGAAUGUGUGGGCUGUCGGGGCACAGAAUGCCGGGAAGUCGACGUUGAUUAAUGCCAUGGGGAAGUGUGUUGAAGGAAAGGUGAGUCAUUUGACGGUGGCCCCAGUGCCUGGGACUACGCUGGGAAUUGUUAGAGUGGAGGGUGUUCUGGGUGAGCAGGCGAAGCUCUUCGACACCCCAGGGAUCCUGCAUCCAUACCAGAUCACCUCGAGGCUGACAAGGGAGGAGCAGAAGUUGGUGCUUAUGAGCAAGGAGCUCAAGCCAAGGACUUAUCGGAUCAAGGCAGGUCAUUCGGUCCAUAUUGGUGGGCUGAUGAAGCUCGAUGUGGAGGAACUGUCAGUGGAAACCCUUUAUUUGACAGUAUGGGCAUCACCUCUUGUACCACUCCACAUGGGAAAGACAGAGAAUACAUCUACAAUGAAAGAAAAUCAUUUUGGUCGACAGUUGCAGCCUCCUAUUGGGGAGAACCGUGUUGCGGAGCUUGGCAAAUGGUCAAGAAGAGAAUUCCGCAUUAGUGGUAGCAAGUGGGAUGCUAGUUCUGUUGACAUUGCAACUGCAGGUCUUGGUUGGAUUGCUGUAGGACUCAAGGGAGAAGCUGUUCUAGGCGUAUGGACAUAUGAUGGGAUUGAUGUAAUUACACGAAGCCCGCUGCUCUCUAUUAAAGCUCGAAUAUUUGAAGAAGCCGGCUUUACAACCUCCAAGAUUGUCGCCGAAGCUGACAGUGUAUACAAUAAGCUAAAACACAAGAAAUCAGAGAAGGGAAAACAUUUGGGUCACAAAUCUAGACCAGUUGAAGGUGACCUCAAUGCUUAACUUCUCUUAAGGGCAGCAUAAAUGGAAGCUAAACUGAAGGCAAAUUUUGACAUUAUCUGUAGUGUUAUGUUGGGGAAGCAAUCAAUUUUAUCAUAUAAAUUUUGCUAGUUUGAUCAAGUUAGGUGUAAUUUCUCUUGUUUUAUGUUGUGAGGAUUUUUUUUUUCAGUGUUUAUUUCUUAUCGAGCUAAGCUGUAAAUGCGGUCUAAAAUUGUGUAUGAGGCUUUUAUGUCAACAUUUAUUUUUGUUUGUGUGAAAUAUUGGAUUGAAUGAGUGAUA
This is a messenger RNA of Dioscorea cayenensis subsp. rotundata (Guinea yam), 2032 nucleotides long. Its product is annotated as GTP-binding protein BRASSINAZOLE INSENSITIVE PALE GREEN 2, chloroplastic. The record is from RefSeq and is a predicted model, not a curated record. The transcript has 3 exons. Lineage: Eukaryota; Viridiplantae; Streptophyta; Magnoliopsida; Dioscoreales; Dioscoreaceae. Bases 50 to 1756 code for a protein of 568 amino acids. Gene Ontology annotation, molecular function: GTP binding. Gene Ontology annotation, cellular component: mitochondrion.